AUGGUGGAGGAGGAUAAGAGCGACUCCAGUGAAGAAUGUGAAAAAUUUCGAAUUGACGUUGUCAUAAAGAAUUUUGAGGCAUCAUCUGAGUACCACAAAGAAGACGUUGAUUUGGCGCAUUUUAUAGGUGCUUAUGAGGAGUUGAAUAAAUUCAUUGGUCUGCUAGGGAGAAUAUUUCACUUCGUGCAAGCAGAUGUCCGCGAGAAAACCAACAAGUUACUCGAUCUCCGUGAAAAGAAUCCGGAUUCUUACCGUAGCGUGAAGUCGAUGGUUACGUUCGAGAACGAGCAACGACACUAUCCUGGGUCGAAAGCGCUUCUUGGCCUACACAGAGCCCUGGAGUUCAUCGCUGCGUUCAUCGCAGCUCUAGCUGAAAGCAGCAAUGAAGAUAGCGUCGCUCAAUAUGUCGCAAAAGCUACGAGGGCACGCUGUCCAGAGAUGCAGCCAAGUUCUGAUGAUUGGAGUACAAGUUGCGUUCGGAGUCUUCCUAUCGGUUCCGUAGCUUUUAGUCCCACAAAUACUGUCACUGCUACAUGUGCAGGAUCUUCUUGCGUUCUGUAUGCAACAUCCGAUGGAAAGCGUAAAGCAGUGCUUGACCACACGGAUGACCUCGUGUCCGUGUUUUUUACUGGGCAAGAUAAGAAGGCAAUAUAUUUGCCUGAGGAAGAACGCUGCGUGGUAGUUACUGACCACGACACUCAUAUUACAGUUGCGAAUGUGACACGAGACAAGUCUCUCUCGAAAAUCGCACAACUCCCUGCUGGGCUUAAUUCCGAACAGAUCGCCGUAACGAGCAGCUAUGUGGCGUAUUGCAGCGGUAAGGAGGUCUUUGUCAUUCCCACUGAUGAAAAUCCUUCGUUCUCUGCAAGCAGUUACCUAUGCAAAACUUAUAUAGAAGGUAUGAAGGCACACUUCAAAUGGUCGUAUUCUCUUGAAAUUUUAUGCGAAGCGUCUUUAGGGUUUGGAGAUCGGAAUGCCGCCAACAUUUUUAUCAGAAUCACAGCGUUAGGUGAUACGAUUGCAGCAACUCUAGGCCAUUGGAAGAGUUUACGUUUGGUCGCACGUUUCGCAAAAAGGAAUACAGGAUUCAGCUUUCUCAGUCCACUGGCACAAGCUUGUGAUCUUUUCGUUCAGGUUGCUCCUAGUAUAGCACUGACACCGUUCGGUGGUUUACUGUCUGCUGGUGCUGAGACAGUACUCUGCAAGUUCACUUUGAGUGGGGCAGGCCGCCCGAACAUGUUGCCUCACCUAGCAGCUCCCGUUCGAGACCUCGCGAUUUCCGACGAUGCCAGUCAUCUUGCUGUCAUACUAGAGGAUAACUCGGUGCACGUGGUGCUAACUUCAAGUAUGACAGUGCUUUCAUCUUUGCAGACUGUAGCCACAUGCAGUCGCUCCUUGAACACCAUUUUCUGCGCUGAUCCUGCUUCACCUGGAAUGCUGGUGAUGAACGGUAAACCUGGCUCGUUGCAAUGGAUAGAUUGUGAAAAAUCGUAUACACGCCAACAGGUUCACUUUUCAUUAGAGAACGUGGCCGAUGGAGACAUGUCGUUCACUGGUAUUACUUCCACUUUUCCGGAUGUCGAGCAAGUGUUUUUCUCAGACUCAGUGGUGGUGACGUUAGAGCGAAUUAUCAAUUUUGAGGAAGAACAUAAAAGGCUUCGUUUCUGGAAAAGGACUAAGGGAAGUGAAAUGGCUGUGCAGGUGUUGGAUUCGUUCGUUGUUUCGAAAGACACUGUUUCAGUAUCUGGAUCCAGGGGCAACUCGGCUGACUAUGAGAAGUUUAGUUUCAGUGCUGCUAUUAGAAAUAUCAUAUUGUCAAUCAUGAGCAGCGGCAAGGUGAACGUAUGGGUUCCUCAUGAAGACGGGGCUCGAUUUAAGUUGGACUGUACUCGACAGCUAGAUAGGCGAUACGCGUUCCAUGCGGGGUCAACAGUGCACAAUGGUAUGUGGGCAUCUGCUCAUCCAGAAGGUGAAAACAACACUGAUGCUGUCAUCGUUUGGGAUACAUCUGAUAUGAGUGAAGUGGAAGCGUUGCGAACAGAUGGUCAAGUUCGUUCUGUUGAAUUUGACGGCAGAGGGCAUUUGGUGUGCGCUACUGACAAAUCUGUCCGAUGCUGGAGGCAUGUGGCGAUGCGAUUUGAAUUCUUGUGGGUGGUUGAACAGCCUCUCCGAGUUCACAUAUCCCUUCUAGGAGCAUUUGCCUGGUCCGAGAAUAAUGUGAUUGAAUUUGACGCGGAGACAGCAGCACUGAAGAGCUCAUUCUCACUGGAAGCUCCAGUAACAGAUCUCGUUGCGACGACCCACGAAGACUUGGGUGUCCUUCUGGUUGCCAACACAGAAAAGGGUUUGUUCUUUGCGCAUUCGAGAGCGUAUGCGAAGAAGACGGAAGAGACGUCCGUUCCAACGACAAAAACGCCAUUCGCACAGCUUGCCCCGGUAGAGGCAUCGUCACAGAGAAGUUUAGGAGCAGCGCCACGACCGGCAGCCAAAGCUGCUGCGAUACGUUUACUUGACGGACCUUGUCAUGCUCUUCCACCUAUAUCACAUAUUGCGCCGCUAUUUAUUUCUCAAUGCCUCGCUCCUCCUCUCCAAGAUUAA
This is a messenger RNA of Ostertagia ostertagi, 2598 nucleotides long. Lineage: Eukaryota; Metazoa; Nematoda; Chromadorea; Rhabditida; Trichostrongylidae. The record is from the annotation of a GenBank genome assembly.